AUGAAGUAUUUCCUGGGUGUGGAUGUCGGCACAGGGUCCGCGCGUGCGGCGCUCAUGGAAGAGGGCGGCCGGAUCGUCGGGCAGGUCGCGCAUAAGCUGAGUACGUGGAAGUACAAGAGCGACGACCGCCUGUACGAGCAGUCGGGCGACCAGGUCUGGGCGGCGAUCGCACACUGCGUGCGCAGCGUCGUGCAGGAAGCCCAGGUCGACCCCGCGUCCGUCGCGGGCAUCGGCUUUGACGCGACAUGCUCGCUUGUCGUGACGGAUAGGAGCGGCAAGGCAAUCAGCGUCACGCCGCGGGGCGAGCAGACCGCCGAGAGCGCCGAACGCAACGUGAUUCUCUGGGCGGACCACCGUGCGGAGGACGAGGCAAAGGCGAUCAACGCCACAGGGCACAAGGUCCUCAACUACGUCGGAGGUACCAUGUCGCUCGAGAUGGAGACGCCCAAGACGCUCUGGCUCAAGAAGAACAUGGACGACGCCACAUUUGCGAGCGCCAUGUUCUUCGAUCUGCCCGACUACCUGACGUACCGCGCGACGGACGCCAAGGCGCGCUCCAACUGCAGCCUCGUGUGCAAGUACGGCUACAUUCCGCCGGGCGUCGCUGGCAGCGAGCUCGGCUGGCAGCCAGACUUUCUCGAGGCCAUCGGACUGGGGUCGCUCGCGGGAGACGACCAGUCGUUCGAGGCGCUCGGCGGCGUGCCGGGCCGCAAUGGGCUCGUGCUCACCGCAGGCAUGCCGGUCGGCGCGGGCCUUUCCGAGCGCGCGGCAAGCGAGCUCGGCCUUUUGCCACACACGCCUGUCGCCUCGGCGCUGAUCGACGCCUAUGCGGGGUGGGUCGGCACUGUGGCGGCCGUCGACGAGGCCAAGGCGGACGAAAAGACGACGCUGCACGACUCGCGCACGCGCCUCGUCGCGAUCGCAGGCACCAGCACAUGCUACUGUGUCCAGAGCGCCGAUGGCGUGCGUGUCGACGGCGUCUGGGGGCCGUACAAGAACGCCGUCUUUCCCGACUUUUGGAUGAACGAGGGUGGGCAGAGCUCGACCGGCCAGCUGAUCGACUUUAUCCUCGAGACGCACCCUGCCUAUGCCGAGCUCCAGGCCGAGGCGGAGGAAAAGAAGACGAAUGCGUUUGCGCUCCUCCAGGCCUCGCUCGAGGAGCAGGCGGCGGCCAAGGGCUACGAUGCGUCGCUCGCCGGCCUGCUGCUGCUCGUCAAGCACAUGCACAUGUACCCCGACUUUUACGGCAACCGUUCGCCACUUGCCGACUCGUCGCUGCGGGGUAUGAUGAGCGGUCUGUCGCUCGACCGGUCGCGCGCCGACCUCGCGCGCAAGUACCUCUUGACGCUCGAGGCGAUCGCGCUGCAGACGCGCCACAUUGUCAAGGAGAUGAACGCGUCCGGCCACGCGAUCGACGCUAUUUACAUGUCGGGCGGCGGCCAGGCCCGCAACCGCCUCCUGGCACAGCUCAUUGCCGACGCGUGUGGCCUGCGUGUCCAGAUGCCGGUCGAGGCGUCCGAGAGCGUCGUGACUGGCUCGGCAAUCCUCGGGCAGCUCGCCGCCGAGAUUACCGAAGAAAAGGCGAGCACGCGUGCGCCUAGCGCCGUGCUGACCACGCAAGACGAGGUCAACAAGCUCGGCACGCAGUACGCCGAGCGCCUGUGGCAGAUCAUGGCGAGCACGACCAAGGGAGGGCACUCGAUCCACCCCGACGCCACGACCAAGAUCAAGGCACUGCUCGAUGCGAAAUACAAGGUACGUCGCCCUAUUAACCUAGAUUUUCCGCGAGUGCAUUGA
Malassezia japonica is the source of this 1797-nucleotide messenger RNA. RefSeq lists its product as uncharacterized. The transcript has a single exon. Bases 1 to 1797 code for a protein of 598 amino acids. Lineage: Eukaryota; Fungi; Basidiomycota; Malasseziomycetes; Malasseziales; Malasseziaceae. Gene Ontology annotation, molecular function: D-ribulokinase activity. Gene Ontology annotation, biological process: pentose metabolic process; carbohydrate phosphorylation. The record is from RefSeq and is a predicted model, not a curated record. Gene Ontology annotation, cellular component: cytoplasm.